AUGCCGCCGUCGUCGGUGGCGCGGCAGGUGGCGGAGAUUGCGGCGGAGCCCGACCGCGCCGCCGCGUACGCGCGCCUCCUCCACCUGCAGCGCGCGUGCGCCGACGACCCCUCCGCCGCGGCCGACCUCGCCGCGGCCUCCCCCUCCGCCCUGCUCCCGCUCCUCCUCCGCGACGCCGCCCAAGAUGACGAGGCCGUCGCCGCCUCCGCCCUCAAGUGCCUCGGCUUCGCGCUCUACCACCCCGUCCUCGUCUCCACCGUCUCAGGACAGUUGGCUCAAUUGGUAUUGGCUACUUUGGUUCGGCUGAUCAUGACCACCAAGAUGAAGGCUAUUUGUAAUCUUGCAGUCUGGUGCAUUUCUGUUCAACAAUUGGAGGCUUCGGUGGUAGAGGAUGGAGUAACUCUCUUGCUCAAUGCUAUUGUUUAUGCCCUUGACAAUCCAUUUGGUUCUUUGUCUACAACAUUUGAGGCUGUUCAGGCUACCAUGAAACUUGCUAGUCAAUAUCCAAAAGGAAUGAGGGACCAAUCAAGCAUAUGGGUUCCCCCAAUAUGCCGAAGACUCUUAAGUGCUGACAAGCCGGAAAGGGAUAUGUCUGAAAGAUGCCUCAUUAAGGUUUCAUCAGUUAUUUUACCUCCUCAAUCUCCUCUUUCUAAGGAAGUAGCUUUGGACCUUGAGCAAAAACUACUCCCUUCUAUGCUUGAUAUGCUCAAUGACCCUUCAAAGAAAAUUCAAGCAGUGAAAUCAUGGGGAUGGUUCAUAUCCUUACUUGGCGCAAGUGCAGCGAGUACUAGGCCUUUACUUAACAAAAUGCUUAAGGUCCCUGAGCAGUUAUUUACUGAUCCUGAUCCUCAAGUUCAGAUAACCACAAUGGUUACCUGGAGAAAUUUGGUGGAUGCAUUUUUUGGGCCACAGGCUUUAGAAAAUAUGGAUCAAGGGACAGUGAUGUCUCCUAUUGAACCCAGAGCACAUGCUACUGCUCAGAUGAAAAAGAUAAGGUUAAUAAUGAUGCCUUUAUGUGGAGUUCUGUCAAGAAGUCAUAAUAUUGCUUUAAGUUCCUCCUGCUUGAGCACAUGGCGUUACCUUCUAUAUAAACUUGGUGAUUUGAUUAACCAUUUAUCCAUUCUAGAGGCUGCUUUUGGGCCUGUACUCAAGAUAAUUUUCUCCACUGGACUUGAUAAUCAGAACAAGCCACUGUGGUCAUUUUGCAUCAAUCUGUUUCAUGACUUUAUUUCAGUAAGAGUUAGGCAUUUGAUCUCACCCGAAGAUAAUGUGUGUGUUCCACCGAAUCAGAACUUGCUAGCCCAAACUUGCACGCAUCUCAAGGUCUUGUUUGAUGGACAUCAAAUCAAAUGGUUACCAUGGGAUGUUACCAGCUUUGAUUUUCAGUUGGAAAUCCUUGGCUCAAUUGUGAAUCCAGAACUACUUCAUAACAUGACUGCUGACAUGACCGUAACUCUUAUGGACUCCACAACACAAACUUUCAGGUUGCUUCUACAGGGAGUUUGCGUUCAGUGUAGCCCAAAAUUUGCUGAUGACAAUGUCGUGAUAUGCAUUACUAAGGUAUGUAAGUUUGUAAAGAAGGUGUUUCUGGAUAUGGUAGGAAAGCAAAAGAGUAACAGUUCCGCAGUGUUGGUACAGUUUUGUCUUCAGUUUGUGAAGUCUACUGUAGAGGAACUGGAUAAUUCUGUGUUGGCUUCUGGAAAGUACGAGUUAUGCUUAGACAUCGAACAUAUAAAGGAGAUUGAAUUUGCAGAAUGCAGUCUGAACUUAUCUCAUCCAAGAAUCAGGCCACUUGCUUACAUGGAGUUGGUUUCUCCAGCAGUUUACUUGACUGCACUAUCUCUGUCAAUCGUAGCUCAGUUUACUGGAGAUUUGUCAUCUGAAGAUGCCGAGCAAUUGGCUUCAAUUAUCUGUCCAUCUGAUCUACUGGAGAACUUUCAUGCUGCAGUUGCUUUUUUGUAUAUGCAGAUCAUGCCUCCAGUAGAUAGUCGGCUAAGAAUGAAAUGGUUGGUGGUAUGGAGCAAAAUGUCGAAGCGCUUGAAUGAGCAAAUGAUCUCCUACUUGAGGGUUAGUUGUGGUGCAAGUGCCCAUGAUAUACUGUGUCAGUUCUUCUGUUACCCAUUUUUCGCUUUCGUAUCCCCUGGGAGGAUAUCUACUCAUUGGAAUGCUGAAAGUAGUAACGAGGGUUACCUUAACGUGACCCAAGACUUGGAGCUGGAACUGGUUAUUGAGGUUUAUCGAUCCUUUUGUACAAACUCCAGUUAUUGUUCAGAGCCUGCUUACAUGGUUUUCCUAGAGCACUUUUUCAAAUAUUUGACCCACAGAGUUGAUGAAAACAUGUCCUCAAUCCAAGCCAAUCUCAAGUAUUGCUUAGACAAGAAGUAUAAAAACAUUACUAUCCUAUCUGUUCUUGGAAGCAUAGUUAUUGGACUACUAGAGAAUGCCCAAAUUUUUAACUAUGCUAACAAAGAGAGAGAAGUAACGACAAAUGAGGAGCCUGCUGGAUGCAGAGGACCUAACCUUCUGUUGAGUUGCUUGAAGCUUGGUAACAGGUUUAUGAAGAUAUCAGGUAUUGCUUUCAAAGAAAAUCCAGCUGCACAACACCAAGUGACAAGCAGGUAUUUCUCAUCUUUAUCUGAUUUUGUUGGACAUCUUACAUCGACGGAAGACAUUCUUCUACUCUUUGAGAUAAUUGGGGAUCAAUUUACUGAAUGGCUCGCCUUAUCUAGCACUUCGUACUUCAUAAUACGUCAAGGAGACACCAUUGAUCAGCUUGAGAAACUCUGGCUCAACGCAGUCACGUGCCUGACGACGAGUCGGCUCAUCAGGGACUGCUCCUUCCUUGAGAAGCAUCAUCUGCUUCUCCAAGCGGCGGUUAAUCACCCACACGGCCCCAUCUCAGCUGCAACCACAGCAAUCCGGAGAUCGCCAGGAUCCAACAACGCAGGCCUGCGGCACGCUGGAUGUCGGUCAGUUUCCAAGGCAGAUGGGCCGUCUCUAGACAGGCCAGGGAAGGAUCCUAACUGCGCCAAUGACGCCGAGAGGGCCUUCGCCCUCGAAGAACUCAACAUCUCGAGGAUGUCUGGGGCGCCAAUAUUGUCGGGUAGAGGAACCGACGCGACAAACACGACUGACCGCUCCCAGAGGAACCGUGAGUCGCUCAGGGUCUCUGCCGGUUUGGGGAGGAAGAGGCUGAAGAUUAUGAGAUAUUCAGGCAAGGGGAAGGGGCUUGGCAAAGCUAGCGAUGUCACCUUCUCGCCGGGCUGGGCGGAAGGUGAGGUUUGCAGGAAACCAGAACUGAUAUUGGAAAUGCUCAAGAGGAAGAGAUAGUAGCUUCAACUCAGCCGCCAUGUAUGUAUGCCAUGGUUGUGUACUUGUAUGUGAAGUCUGCGCCUGACCUCCAUUAGGAAAAUAGUGUAUGCCUAACAAGAAGUGAUGCCGGCAUCAACACCAGUCAAGGUCGAAACAUCAUGUUCAGGUGUCGAUUCAAAUUCAGCAUCAGCUUCCAGUGACUUCACACUUUUGACAUCCUUGACUUUUAGUUAUUGUUGAGUUUUUUCUUCUUCUCGUAGCUCCCUGAGUGAAAUUGAUUUGAAACAGAAAUUUCACAUGUUUGCAGAACAUCAAACUGUCCAACAUAUUGUUUUUUUCUUCUUCAGAAUUUCUGAAAGAUUGUUUCCACCA
Molecule: messenger RNA, 3684 nt
Organism: Hordeum vulgare subsp. vulgare (domesticated barley)
Lineage: Eukaryota; Viridiplantae; Streptophyta; Magnoliopsida; Poales; Poaceae
Exons: 9
Coding region: 1-3330 (1109 amino acids)
Biological process (GO): telomere maintenance
Cellular component (GO): nucleus
Source: RefSeq, a predicted model, not a curated record